AUGAUGCGAAGGUUUGUCAAGUCUUUUGGGCAGAUACAAUGCUUUCGUAACGUCUCUUAUAUAGGAGGUCUUUUUAACUUUAAAAUUCUUCCGGAAGAGAUGUUUCCUUACCCGUGUAGAAAGUUGGAGGGUGAGGAGGCAGAAAAUCUUCAAUCCGUGCUGGAAAGUAUUCGAACGAAUAACAAUGCACUUGGGAAUCUUUAUGGUGCAAGGAUCGCCACAGAGUAUGGUGGAUUGGGACUCGGUCACACGGCACAUGCUCUUGUCUAUGAGGAAUUAGGUAAUAGUUGUAUUGACGACUUACUGACCACCAUUCGGCACAGUGGUGUGUGUACUCAUCUCUUGGCAUCAACUGGUGCUAAAGAUUUAAAGGGAAAGUACUUAACAGCAAUGUCUGAUGGAACUAUAAAAAUGAGAUGGGCUAUUGAAGAAGAUGGAUUUGGAAGUGACCUCAGCAUGAAUACUACACAAGCUGUAAUGUGUGAUGAUGGGAGCUAUGCUUUGACAGGUCAGAAGCGGUGUGACGCUGCAGCAUCUGCCACACACUUUUUGUUGUUAGCCAAAACACUGACUCAGAAGUCUUCAGAAAAUGGUGCGACUGUUGCAACUCGGAGCUCUCUUUUUAUCUGUGAAAAAGGUGCUCCAGGCCUAAAAAUUGAAGGGGAUAACAUUAUUUUGGAAAAAACCCCUGCCUCUGACAUUGUUGGUGUUAUGGGUGAGGGAUUUAAAGAUGUAAUGAUUGCAUUGUUUACAGAAGAAUAUCUUUAUGCAGUAUCUUUGUUGGGUACAAUGAAACGCCUUGUGGAAGAAUUGCAAAGUGCAAAUACAGGGACAGGAGUUGCAGAACUUCUUCCUUCUUUUGCUUGCGCAGUUUACGCCAUGGAAUCAACUCUGUAUGCCCUGACAGCUAACAUGGAUGUACCCAGAGAAGAUAGUUUGCUGGAGUGCACCCUUGUUAGCGCCUUUGUGCAGGCCACCACAGCUCAGUGUUUACACAGGCUGGAAUUAUUGAAAUCACCCAACACGACGAUAGACAACUACUUUUGUCAAACCAAUAAACUUCUCAGCUUAAUGGAAUCGCGAGAUUUUCUUUAUGCCACAGCUGUUUGUUGCGGUGUUGAGGACUACGGUCUUUUUUUCCAGAGGGCUUCAACCUUGCAGAUGAUGCAAGCAAGAGCACUUCGUUUCAUGGGUGUACGUGAUCGUGUACCUAUAAAAAAUAUUUCAGAGGCGUCGCAAAUUGACGAGGCAGUGGUAAAGUUUGGUGAAGCUGUAGAGGCAACGUUUGUAAAAAAUGGUUCACAAGUUCCCUAUCAGCAGCUUCUUCUUAACAGGCUUGGGGAGGCUGCUUCACUACUGUACGCGGCGUCAGCCGUCGCGUCGAGAGCCUCUAUGUGUCUUACAAAGGGUCUUCCUUCAGCAAGGCUUGAGGGAAAACUGGCGACAGCUUUCAUCAAAUUUUCAGUUGAGCGAGCCACUUCCCUCAGUGAAGACUGCUGCAACAUUGGUAAGACUGCUGACACUGUUUAUAAGCGAAUUGCCCUUGAGGUUUGCGAGGACGCACUGCGGUAG
Trypanosoma rangeli is the source of this 1572-nucleotide messenger RNA. Its product is annotated as putative acyl-CoA dehydrogenase, mitochondrial precursor. Gene Ontology annotation, molecular function: 3-methylbutanoyl-CoA dehydrogenase activity; flavin adenine dinucleotide binding. Gene Ontology annotation, biological process: L-leucine catabolic process. NCBI's taxonomy places the organism in Eukaryota, Euglenozoa, Kinetoplastea, Trypanosomatida, Trypanosomatidae. The record is from RefSeq and is a predicted model, not a curated record. Bases 1 to 1572 code for a protein of 523 amino acids. The transcript has a single exon.